CCCGAACUCUCGAUACAAUCACGCCACAGCCACCAAAGGCCGAGUCAGCUUAGGCAGUCUACGAGGCCGUCAGCUUAUUUUGCACUGAAGAAGGCAGAAUAGAAGCACGCGGAUUUUUUCGAGAGGCGAAAAAUCGCCAGAGCGCGCCGAUGGCGGGCAGGAGGGGGGGGUCGGACAGCGGGGUGCUCGGGUUCGCAGCACCGACGCACGUGCAGCAGGCCGCCAUUCCGCUCGUCCUCGCUGGCCGAGACCUGCUCAUCCGAGCGGACACGGGGUCGGGGAAGACCCUGCUGUACCUGGCGCCCAUCCUGCACGCGCUGCAGGGCAGGAGGCAGCGAGUGGACCGCAAGCAUGGCACGUAUGCGGUGGUGCUCGCCCCCACGAGGGAGCUGUGUGUGCAGAUAGAGGAGGUGGCGCAGCAGCUGUGCCGGCGCUUCGUGUGGAUCGUGCCGGGGCGGCUGUUGGACCUGGGUUUUGAGCGUGACAUCAAGGAGAUCCUCUCUCUGCUGCGCGACAGGCCAAGCCAGGACAGCUUGAUUCAGGGAGGGGGUAUUCAGGGUGCUUCCAGGAAGCUUCAGACACUGUUGCUGUCAGCCACGCUUGGACCGCGGGUGGAGCAGCUAGCUGACGUCAGCCUGGUGUCACCGGUGGCCGGAGGGGGAGGUGGAGAGAGAGGAGAUGAGGGAGGGGUGGGUGAGAGAGAAGUGGAGAGGAUGGGGGGGAUUGAGAGAGAGGAAGAGGACGAGGAGGAGGAGGAAGUGGAGGAUGCUGAGAGGUUUGGAGGGGAGGGGGAGGAAGAGGAGGAAGAGGAAGAAGUGGAGGAGGAGGAAGAGGAAGAGGAGCAGGAAGUGGAGGAGGGAGAGGAGGGAGAGGAGGAAGAUGAUAAAGAGGAGGGAGAGGAGGAAGAGGAGUUGGAGGAGGGGGAGGAGGUUGGGGAUGACAACGAGGGCGAUGAUGAUGACGAUCUUCCUCUCUUCAUGCAGGCUCUGCGUGCCGUGAACAAGGCGGGCAGGCAGGAGAGGAAGGAGAGGCGGGAGACGAGGGAGCAGAAAGAGAAGGAGAGGGAGGGUGAAACGGCAGUCUUGGAGAAUGGUAGCAAGGCAGGGAGCCGCAAGGCAGGGGAAAGCAAAGCAGAGGGGAGCGAGGACAAGGUAAAUGAGGAGGUGGCAGCAGGCAAGAAGCAAGCUUCAGGCAGCAAAGGACCAGCAGACGCGGGCGGGUUGCAGGAGGGCCCCAGUGGUGGAGGCGCCUUUGUCUUCCCGGAGCAGCUGAGGCAAUACGUGCUCACAUCCCCGUGCCGCUGUCGCCUAAUCACCCUCAUUGCCUUGCUGCGCUCCAAGCUCGCCACGUCAGCGUCAUCUAAGGUGGUCGUGUUCCUCUCCACGUGUGACUCUGUCGAGUUCCACGCUACCCUCCUCUCCUCCCCGUCCUCCAUCUCUCCUUCAAGCGACGACACAGCGCAACAGCAACUACAGCAGGGCCUGCUGCAGCGCCCCCCGGGGGCUGGACUUCCCGCUGUGGAGACCAUUGUGCAGUUCGACUCGCCUGGGGAUGCUGCCGACUAUGUGCACCGUGUGGGUCGCACAGCUCGCAUUGGUCGCCGGGGCGAGGCGGUGCUCUUCCUCCUACCCAACGAGACGGAGUACCUGGACGAGCUGCGCUCCUGCCACGUGGACCUCCUCCCCAUGCCACUCCUCCCGCUCCUCGACUCCCUUGUGCCCGGAGGUUCGGCCGAACCUGCCCGGACCAAUCGUAGGAGGGCGCAUUGGAAGGAAGAGCUGGCCACUGGGCUUUCCCGGUCGUUUGUGCGGGCGUACGGCGCGCACAAGGGCAGCCUCAAGAGGAUUUUCCACCCCAAGAGGCUUCAUCUGGGGCAUGUUGCGAGGAGCUUUGGGCUAUCGGAGACCCCAGAAGAAGCGAUUGCGGGCGGCUACUGAGGCCGAAUGAAGGAGAUCACAGUUUUAUAUUAUCUAUGGCUUGUAUUUUCAAGGCGUUGUAUUCUAAAAUAUAGUUUUUGCUUGUGG
Molecule: messenger RNA, 2024 nt
Organism: Closterium sp. NIES-67
Lineage: Eukaryota; Viridiplantae; Streptophyta; Zygnematophyceae; Desmidiales; Closteriaceae
Source: the annotation of a GenBank genome assembly